GCCCUUCCUGUGUGUGAUCCUGGCACUGGGAAUUCUCACAGGAAUCCUUCCUUUCCUCUUGUCCCUCCAGAGGAACUCACAGCGGAGCUCGAGGAAUACAAAGCCAGAGCACGAAAAUGCCUCCAGGAGCACAGGAAGGAAGAGGAGACAAUGGUGGAGGUGAUGCUGGACCCGGCCACGGCCCAUCCCCGCCUCAUCGUGUCCCCGGAGCUGCGGAGCGUGCGCUGGGAAUUCCACCUGGAGGAGCCUCCCGACGGUCCCGAGCGCUUCGACACCGAUCCCUGCGUGCUGGGCUCCCAGGCCUUCUCCUCCGGGCGGCACUGCUGGGAGGUGGACGUGGCCCAGGGCCAGUACUGCGCCAUCGGCGUCAGCAGGGGCUCCUUGAAGAGGAAGGGGCCCAGCAGCUUCAGCCCCGAGGAGGGGAUCUGGGCCCUGCAGCAAUGGGGCUUCCAGAGCAGAGCCCUCACAUCCCCCCCCAUCACCCUGAGCCUGGCACGGGUGCCCCGGAGGAUCCGGGUGUCCCUGGAUUAUGAGUGGGGAGAGGUGAGGUUCUUCGAUGUGGAGAACCAAGUCCCCAUCUUCACCUUCCCUCCGGUGUCCUUCCGGGGGGAGCAGCUCCGGCCCUGGUUCUGGCUGGAGCUGGGCUCCAUCUCCCUGCGCCGGUGACCGUCCUGGUGCCAAGGGGCUGGAGGAGCCAUGGAAGAGCCUUGGGAGCUGUGGGACAUCACGGAUGGACACUGUG
Molecule: messenger RNA, 742 nt
Organism: Neopsephotus bourkii (Bourke's parrot)
Lineage: Eukaryota; Metazoa; Chordata; Aves; Psittaciformes; Psittacidae
Product: butyrophilin subfamily 2 member A2-like
Exons: 5
Molecular function (GO): protein binding
Source: RefSeq, a predicted model, not a curated record